Molecule: messenger RNA, 1671 nt
Organism: Lasiodiplodia theobromae
Lineage: Eukaryota; Fungi; Ascomycota; Dothideomycetes; Botryosphaeriales; Botryosphaeriaceae
Product: Chromatin modification-related protein eaf7
Exons: 2
Coding region: 1-1671 (556 amino acids)
Source: RefSeq, a predicted model, not a curated record
AUGAUUGAUGUAAUCAUAUCCUUCACUGAUCGCGAAACACAACAGCAACUCCGCCUGUGUUCCAAGCAAUUCGACCGCCUCACAACACCACGAUAUUUCCGCAAGUUUCGCUUUAGGCUCUCGCAGCUCAGUCUGGAUGGGUUGAUCAGUAUAGCAAACCAUCCAGAAAUUGCCAAAUACGUACAAGAUCUGGAGUUCAACAGUCACCAGCUGCUCUGGUUCUUCGAUCUCGACUCUUUCCUAAGAAAGCUUGAUUUGCAACCUGGUCAACCUUGGCGCCCAAUUCCGGGCCUUAAACACAUACCCACCCAGGACUUCGACCGUUCACAACUCCACCAAAUCUACGCCGCUUACGCUUCAGAGCGCGACACGCCGGCCGACUACGUCGAAUGCAUCCUUUCUCACCCUGAAUCCAGCAACCCUCUCAUCCCCCACACUUACCCCAACCUCCCCCAUGCCUUCGCCUCCCUCCCCAACCUCCACACCAUCACCGCCACCUUUGGCAUGCCGCACCAACAAUACCCGCCAACCUACGCUCACACCUGGCGCGGCCUUACCUUCACCCAGCCCGAUCCAGACCCUCCCGGCGACCGUGACAUCCAGAAAGCGAUCGACCUCUCCUGCCUACUGCACGCACUAAGUCAAGCCGCCGCCAACCGACUCUCUCCCCUCCCCCUCCGUACCCUCAUCCUCCCCAUCAUCGGCUAUGCAAUCUUCGGCCCCAGCUCUCUGCGCCGCCUCUGGGAAGACUAUUCCAUCACUUCACACGUCAUGCCCGACCUCUGGACCACGGGGUCCGGCAACGGCGGCAUACAGGCCACCACCGACGCCAACGGAAUGGCAGAAGUUGCCAUCUACAGCCCCCGGUUCCGCGCCAUCACGGCCGUCUUCACGGGGCUGACGCGGCUGGACCUGCGCAUCGACUGGACGGGCAGCAACGUCGGCGGCACGGCGCGCAUGGUCUGGGGGCUGGCGGCGAUGCUGGAGCGGGCGCGCGGGCUGGAAGAGCUGGCGCUGGCGGUGCAGCGCGACGUGGUGCCCAAGCUGUUCGGAUGGCGGCAGUGGACGCCCGAGGCCGAGCGCGGGUGGAGGACCAAGGACGUGCUGCUGGUGCUGGUGGGCGGCGAGCACGAGUCUGACGUCGACGACGACAACAACACGUUGUUGGACUGGCCGAACACGGCGGCGGCGCCGGUGGACGUGCGCUGGCCGCGCUUGCGCAAGUUGACGCUCGGCGUGCAGACGACGCAGGACGGCUUGCUCGGCUUGCUGGGCCGCGUCGCGGGCUCUCUGCGCAGCCUGACGCUGUCGAACAUGAGGUUCAUGCCGCGGCUGGGCGAUUGGGACGACGCGCUGCGGCAGAUGAGGGGCUUGUUGGAGCUGGAACAGCUGGAGAUGAACUGGCUCAUGCAUAUACCGGACUUUUCCUCCGCGGAGUAUAAGCGUGAAGCUAUGCUCAUGGCUAGAGAUAUUGAAGCUGGCUGCGUGGACGAUGAAAUGGCGGAGAAGCGGUACCGGAUGACGUACCGGCAUUAUGAGGCGCAGGCGGUUGACUAUGUUUUGAAGAGAAGCGAGAUUGUGCCUGAACUAGACCAAGGGGCAUUCUUUCGGGACCAUCCUGAAGACUGCGACUGGUGCGAGGAGAGGAUUUUAGAAAAUAAAUCCAGGUAA